CGAAAUAAGUAGAAAAGAACAUGGAUCCAUGUGUUCAUUGGACCCAUUAUCAACCCAUACUCUAAGAUGCUGGAUUCCUACAACCUAACAUGCUUUCCUUAUAUAUCAAACAAUGUCUAUGCGUGUAAUGUCUACAUUUACAUGCGUAUUCACUUAAUUAUUAUUAAUUAGUCUUGAUACUAGUAUUUAUCAAAAAAAUUAUGUCAAUAUUGACUAAGAUAGGUUUGUUAAACCUUUCUCUCAACAUUUAUUGCUGUAAACCAAAGAAUGGUUAAACUCUGAGCCAAUCUGAACACUUAAAAAUUCAAGUUCAAAUUCAAGAUUAUAAAUUGGUUUACCAUAUAUAAUGGAUGGAUAUUAAAGACUAGAUAUUCCCAACAGCAUUUGCAAAUUAGAAGAGAGAUGACCAUAUACUGAAAUGGCUAGACUUUGCCAAUAAGUAUUUACCAUUUUUAUAGAACAGUCGGUGUUCCUAACCAGAUGGUGUGCAUAUGUAAUCUGGUAAUGAAAUAAAUGGAUGCAAAUUCAAUGUUAUCUUGGUCAUCAAUGUAUCCUUAAUACUUUUUCCAUAUACAAUGAACACUAUUCACGUACCAUUGAAUGUUAUUAUCAAUAUAAAUUUGAACUUAUUACUUUGUACUUUCGCCGUUUCUCAAAAGAAAUGUUCUAGAAAGAUUAUAGAAAAAAAAACUAUCUACAAAAAGAACAUUGACAUUGACUAGGCAUUGACAAUAAGAAACGAGUUUCAAACGAACUUAAUUUGACCGUGUUUCCUUUCCUUCCAAAACCGCGUUUCAGUUCUUGUCUUCGUCUUCUUCCUCGACCCUUCUCUCUAUCUCUCCUCCAGAAACUCAAAACUAAAACCUUAAAAAGACCUCUGCUUUGAGAUCUUACCCACUCUUCAAACCCGAUCACUUCUCUCCGAUGAUGUCUAGUUCAAGACUAAUAAUAAUCUUCACAAUAAUCUCUGCAGCCUUCCUCACCGUCGGAUCAAUCCGAUUGGUUCCAGACGAUAAAUCUUCAUUCAACGAUGGAUCUUCAGAUUUCAUGGAGGCUCCAGGAUACCAAAACGGACCAAAAUGCUCUGUUCUACCCCAAAACAAACUCUUGUUAGCUUGCGACCCUUCAGCUAUUCACAUAGCGAUGACCCUCGACCCAGCUUACUUGCGUGGCACGGUAUCUGCAGUCCACUCCAUCCUCAAACACACAUCUUGCCCUCAAAACAUCUUCUUCCACUUCAUCGCUUCGGGUCCCCACCACGGUCCCCUCGCGAAGACUCUCUCCUCUGUUUUCCCUUCUCUGAGUUUCAAAGUCUACACCUUCGACGAAACCAUCGUCAAGAACCUCAUCUCUUCUUCCAUAAGACAAGCUCUCGAUAGUCCCUUGAACUACGCAAGAAGCUACUUGUCUGAGAUUCUCUCCACGUGUGUUCAUAGAGUGAUCUAUCUAGACUCGGAUGUGAUCGUGGUCGACGAUAUCAAGAAGCUAUGGAAGGUUUCUUUAACCGGAUCAAGAACCAUCGGCGCACCAGAGUACUGCCACGCUAACUUCACAAAGUACUUCUCAGAUCGUUUCUGGUCAAAUCCAAAACUCUCUGGAGUCUUUGAGUCCAAAACGCCUUGCUACUUCAACACGGGAGUGAUGGUGAUCGAUUUAGAGAGAUGGAGAGAAGGAGAGUACACGAAAAAGAUCGAGAACUGGAUGAAGAUUCAGAAAGAGGAGAGGAUUUACGAGCUGGGUUCGUUGCCGCCGUUUCUGCUGGUGUUUUCAGGAGAAAUUGAAGCUAUUGAUCACCAGUGGAACCAGCAUGGUCUAGGUGGAGACAAUGUGGUGAGUAGUUGUAGGUCUUUGCAUCCUGGUCCGGUGAGUUUGAUACAUUGGAGUGGGAAAGGGAAGCCGUGGGUGAGGCUUGAUGAUGGUAAGGCGUGUCCUGUUGAUUAUUUAUGGGCUCCUUAUGAUCUUCACAAGUCACGGAGACAGUAUCUUCAAUACAGUCAAGACUUAGACAUUCUUUGAUUCAUUCUAAUUUUUUUUUGUUAGUACAAAGUUUUGCUCUUUUUCUGAUGUAAAUAAAACUGAAUUACAUUUGAGGUUUUACCUAUUCUGUUGCUCUAUCA
Messenger RNA from Brassica rapa (field mustard), 2117 nucleotides. RefSeq names its product probable galacturonosyltransferase-like 10. Gene Ontology annotation, cellular component: Golgi apparatus. Gene Ontology annotation, molecular function: glycosyltransferase activity. The record is from RefSeq and is a predicted model, not a curated record. Lineage: Eukaryota; Viridiplantae; Streptophyta; Magnoliopsida; Brassicales; Brassicaceae.